UAGUUUUUGCUGUAUACCUUGUAACCGAGAAAACCCGGAUCCUGGUCGCGCGCACCGUCAGCCACGUCACCGAUCAGCGGCGCGAGCCCACAGUCCAGUGUUUAUCAGCAGAGAGUUGCAGUACAUUUCCACGGAUUCUGUUUGGACAAACAUCUGAUCUGAGAUCAGCUUCACAACUCUUUAAUUCCAGCGCUGAUUACUGAACAGUAACAUGAAUAUCUUCCGACUGUCUGGAGAUGUUUGUCAUCUGGUCGCCAUCAUUAUUCUGUUCCUGAAGAUCUGGAGAUCCAAAUCAUGCGCAGGUAUUUCUGGCAAGUCUCAGGUGCUGUUCGCACUGGUCUUCACCACCAGAUAUCUGGACCUGUUCACAUCCUUAAUCUCUGUCUACAACACCAUCAUGAAGGUGGUGUAUCUGGUCCUGGCGUACGCCACUGUCAGCCUCAUCUACUUCCGCUUCAGGAACUCGUACGAAUCUGAGAGCGACUCGUUUCGUGUGGAGUUCCUGCUGGUGCCGGUGGCCGGUCUGUCGUUCCUGGAGAACUACGCCUUCACGCCGCUGGAGAUACUGUGGACGUUCUCCAUCUAUCUGGAGUCGGUGGCCAUCUUGCCGCAGCUCUUCAUGAUCACGAAGACAGGCGAGGCCGAGUCCAUCACCACACACUACCUGUUCUUCCUGGGCCUGUACCGCGCGCUGUACCUCGCUAACUGGGUGUGGCGCUAUCACGUGGAGGGAUUCUUCGACCAGAUCGCCGUGGUGUCUGGCGUCGUCCAGACCAUCUUCUACUGUGAUUUCUUCUAUCUGUACUUCACCAGAGUGCUGAGAGGAAGUGGAAAGAUGAGUUUGCCGAUGCCGGUGUGAGUCGUUGGAUCAGACCCCGCCCUCCGUUAGGCCACACCCAGUUGUGACAUCAUCACCGGCCGCACUUGUAGUUCUUGUGUUUGAGCUGCAUAUGUGGCUGGUGUAAUUGUGCCUUACAGUGAUCAGAUCUGCUGGACAUAUCUCGUCUUUGAUGCCUUAAUGUAUUUUUGUUCAUAAAAACAAUGUUUUGAGGA
This is a messenger RNA of Carassius carassius (crucian carp), 1053 nucleotides long. Its product is annotated as ER lumen protein-retaining receptor 3. Gene Ontology annotation, molecular function: ER lumen protein retrieval receptor activity. The transcript has 6 exons. Gene Ontology annotation, cellular component: membrane; cis-Golgi network; endoplasmic reticulum. The record is from RefSeq and is a predicted model, not a curated record. Bases 212 to 859 code for a protein of 215 amino acids. NCBI's taxonomy places the organism in Eukaryota, Metazoa, Chordata, Actinopteri, Cypriniformes, Cyprinidae. Gene Ontology annotation, biological process: protein retention in ER lumen; endoplasmic reticulum to Golgi vesicle-mediated transport.